Molecule: messenger RNA, 1555 nt
Organism: Tupaia belangeri chinensis (Chinese tree shrew)
Lineage: Eukaryota; Metazoa; Chordata; Mammalia; Scandentia; Tupaiidae
Gene: BATF2
Product: basic leucine zipper ATF-like transcription factor 2
Exons: 3
Coding region: 142-969 (275 amino acids)
Biological process (GO): regulation of transcription by RNA polymerase II
Cellular component (GO): nucleus
Molecular function (GO): RNA polymerase II cis-regulatory region sequence-specific DNA binding; DNA-binding transcription factor activity, RNA polymerase II-specific
Source: RefSeq, a predicted model, not a curated record
CUUGGCUGCCUGGGGGCGGAGUGGUCACUAAGGAUUUAAAGAACUGCCACUUCCUUGGGCCCCCAGAGGGCACUGGAAGGUCAUCGCUGUCGCUGUGAGGGAAACCCAGUGGCGUGAACCUCCACCCUCCUUGCCUAAGCCAUGCAUCUCUGUGGGGCCGACGGGCUGCUAAUCGUGAUGGACCCUGAGCAGCAUCAGAGACAGCUGAAGAAGAAACAGAAGAACCGGGUGGCCGCCCGGCGCAGCCGGCAGAAGCACACAGACAGGGCGGAUGCCCUGCACCAGCAGCAUGAGUCCCUGGAGAAACACAACCACAGCCUGAGGAAGGAGAUCCAGGCCCUGCAGGCCGAGCUGGUGCAGUGGAGCAGGACCCUCCAGUUGCAUGAGCGCUUGUGCCCCAUGGACUAUGCCUCUUGCUCAACUCUGGUGCCCCCUGACUGCUGGGACCAGGCCAAGGGAUCCCCAGGCCUUGUGCCUCAUGGACCACAUGGCCACCAGGAACAGCUGGGCCUGGUUCAGACCCCCAUCUCCUCCCCACCAGCUCAGCACCUCUCUCCAGAUCCACAGCCUCAUGAUUCCCCUAGUCCCCUCCCAUCUCCUCUGCCUUUGCAGUUCCUUGACCCCACUGUGGCAGCCACACCGCCUGCCAAACCAUCUCCCAACUCUGUCCUGUCUGCCUUGUUCACUGGCUCCAGCUUACGGAGGUCCUCCCCUGGGCCCAGUGCACUCUUGCCCAGCCCUGCAGCCCAACCUGCCUCAGCACAGCCUCAUGAUCUGGAGCACCUCACUGGGGGAAGGCCAGGAUCUUCUCCCCACAGCCCUUCAUCAGCUCUGGGGCUCACACAUCUGCAGAGCAGGGAGCACAGGCCUGUUUCCUCGGCAGCUGAUCGGCAAGGGCUGGGUGUGGAUGCCAGCACCUUCCCUCUCCUGGCCUUCCCACUGCUCUCCUCUGCUCAAGUUCACUUCUAACCUUUCCCUGGAGCUGGGCUGUCCCCCUCCUUGGGCUCAGGAAGCAGCCCCAGCACAUGGGUAUCUACCCCCAUGGCUCCUCCUGCAGGAAGGAGGCUGCCCUUCUUGUUGACCAGCUCGCCCUUUGCCCAGGAUUUCGCAGGGAGAAAGGAAGCUGUCACUGAGUGAUGGGGGCUGACACUGUCACCACCACUGUUUUAGUCCUUUCUCACAGUUACCCUGCAACAUCAAGAUUUUCACUCUGAUUUUCAGAUAAGGAAAGAGGCUCAGAAAAGCUAAGUGACAUGCCCAAAGUCACACAGCCUGUCUUGGGCUCUGAAACACUACUGUCUACUCCUCUGUCGCGGUGGGAUCCUGGCCCAGGUGCCGUCAGGGCUGUAGUCCUGGAAACCGAGGCCUGAUUUGAGGAGAUUUGCAUGCUGGGAACAGAGAGGGGUUCUUCCCUCUCUCUCCAUUUUCAGAACCAGAUGCCUGCAGUCCCAGAAACCCCAGUCUAGCUGAGGCCAGCCAGCCCAGUGUCUGGCUGGGGAGAAGCCAAGUGGAAACCCAUGACUAGACACUUUCUUCCUCUAGGAGUGUUUUCAGU